Molecule: messenger RNA, 4760 nt
Organism: Hemicordylus capensis (graceful crag lizard)
Lineage: Eukaryota; Metazoa; Chordata; Lepidosauria; Squamata; Cordylidae
Gene: OXR1
Product: oxidation resistance 1
Exons: 18
Coding region: 283-2949 (888 amino acids)
Biological process (GO): response to oxidative stress
Cellular component (GO): nucleus
Source: RefSeq, a predicted model, not a curated record
AGCCGACUGAGCAUGCCUGAAUGUUGCUCAGCAGCUCCAGAGCCUGGGAUGCGCGCUUGGUUAAUCCCAUUCACAGGGAGAGGGCCGCGGCGCGUGCGCUCGCUCGCUCGCUGUGACUGGCUGACGGGACUGAGCGAGGAGCAAGCAACUACACCAUGCUGUGCGCGAGCCGGUGAAGCGGGGUAAAGCGCAGCCCGCUCUGCUUCUGCUGCUGACAAGUCAACUAGAACAAGACUUUGGCGUGCUGAAAUCUCAUAAAUGUGAAACAAACCAUCUACCAUUAUGUUUGGCACUAAAAGAUGGGAACUGAGGCUGAGACAUAGUGGCCCACCCAAGGCCACCCAGCUAAAGAAAAAGUCCCAGUCUGUUGAUAUUUCUACACCAGGAUAUGACCCUCUGGCACCAGUACCACCGCAGGCAUUGCAACCAACUAGACCAACACCUAUCACUAACACAACCACUUCUGAAGAGGAACAAAACAAUACUGCCAACACUCAACGACGCAAUCCGCGGAGGGGUGAGCUGAAGAGAUACUACACCAUCGAUACUGGCCAGAAGAAGACCCUAGACAAGAAAGAUGGGAGGCGAAUGUCUUUUCAGAAGCCUAAAGGGACUAUUGAAUACACAGUCGAAUCCAGAGAUUCUCUCAAUAGUAUUGCCUUGAAAUUCGAUACCACACCAAAUGAAUUGGUUCAGUUAAACAAGCUGUUCUCCAGAGCAGUUGUUCCUGGACAGAUCUUAUAUGUUCCUGAUCCAGACUAUAUUUCCAGUGUGGAGAGUUCUCCUUCCCUUAGUCCCAUAAGUCCUUUAUCACCUACUUCUUCAGAAGCAGAGGUUGAGAAGACAGCUGUAAGUGAUCCAGAUGGACUACAUUCAAAAGAAGCAACAGCUACAUCAACUUACACAUGUGUUCGGCCUGCAAGGGUGGUAUCGUCCACAUCAGAGGAGGAGGAGGCUUUUACAGAGAAAUUUCUCAAAAUUAAUUGCAAAUACAUAACUAACGGCAAGGGAACAGUCAACGGUGUGCUGCUAGUGACGCCAAAUAAUAUAAUGUUUGAUCCACAUAAAACUGAUCCAUUGGUUCAAGAGAAUGGCUGUGAAGACUAUGGCAUCAUGUGUCCAAUGGAAGAAGUGAUGUCAGCUGCUAUGUAUAAAGAAAUUGUAGAUGGCAAAAUAAAGGAUUCAUUACCCAUCGAUGUAGAUCAGUUACCUGUAAAAGAUCUCUUCCAUCUCAAGAAAAUUACAAGAAGCAAUACUGAUGAAAUGGACACAAGGAUGAGAGAUACAGGGAAUGAUAGUGCCAGUACUGCUCCUAGAAGCACAGAGGAGUCUCUUUCUGAAGAUGUGUUCACGGAAUCGGAACUUUCUCCAAUACGAGAGGAGCUUGUUUCUUCUGAUGAGCUUCGGCAAGAUAAAUCUUCUGGUGCUUCAUUGGAAUCUGUCCAGACAGUAAACCAAACUGGUGCAGAACCUGUCACGAUUGUUGCAGAUUUAGUUAAUGUUGUUGGUGAUGUAAAUUCCAGUGUAGAACUGUCUGUGAAUGAUGAUAGCAAGUCUGUUAGUGAUACUAUGGACUCAGAAGCCUCUCAGAGAGCGCUGAAAGAGGUAGAAUGCACUGUAGGAGGAAAUGCUGCCGACGCUCAAGAAACACAUGAUGGCACAGAUCUAAAGGUUGGCACAGAUCAGGAAUCUGUGAUAGAAAAUGUACCGGACAGCGAGGAAUGUUUGCACUCUGAAGAAAAGGAUUCCAAAAAAGAAAUUCCAAAUAAGGGAAAUUUUAUGGGAGAGCCAACUCGGGAUUCUGAGACGGAUGUUGAGGAGCUACGGAAACUUUGGAAGAGCCAUACUAUGCAACAAACCAAACAGCAAAGGGACAACAUGCACCAGGACAACAUGCACCAAGAUGCACACAAAGAAAUGAAGCACAAAGUGGCAACAGCAGAUGGAACAAUAGAAAGUUCUCUUAUGAAGGAGAAGAGAAGACAUCGAUUACACAAGUUCCUGUGUCUCAGAGUUGGCAAACCAAUGAGGAAAACAUUUGUAUCUCAGGCCAGUUCAUUAAUGCAGCAAUAUGCACAGAGAGAUAAGAAACAUGAGUAUUGGUUUGCUGUACCACAGGAGAGGACUGAGCAUCUGUAUGCAUUUUUUGUUCAGUGGAGUCCAGAUAUAUAUGUAGAAGAUACUGGGGAGACAAGUAGAGAGCCUGGUUUUAUAGUAGUAAAAAAAAUAGAGUCUGAAGCCGGUGAGGAUUCGGUUAAUGAAGCAGCUGCUAAAGAGUGGGAGGUAGUGUCAGUGGCUGAGUAUCACCGCAGGAUCGAUGCUCUAAAUAGUGAAGAACUACGCACACUCUGCAGACGUCUCAAGAUAACCACAAGGGAAGACAUACAUUCAAAGCAGGGAACAACCAUCAAGACCGAACUGGAGCCUGAGGCGUUUCGGCCAAAUCUUAGCGAUCCCAGUGAAUUGCUACAACUGGAACAAAUUGAAAAGCUCACAAAACAUCUUCCACCUCGAACGAUUGGGUAUCCAUGGACUCUUGUCUACAGUACUGCAAAGCAUGGCAUGAGCUUGAAGACUCUGUACAGAACCAUGAUGGGGCUGGAUACUCCAGUGCUAAUGGUUAUUAAAGACAGUGAUGGGCAGAUUUUUGGUGCACUAGCUUCGGAGCCCUUUAAAGUGAGUGAUGGUUUUUAUGGCACUGGAGAAACCUUCCUCUUUACUUUCUGUCCAGAUUUUGAGAUCUUCAAGUGGACUGGAGACAAUAUGUUCUUUAUUAAAGGAGAUAUGGAUGCCCUAGCCUUUGGUGGUGGAGGGGGUGAAUUUGCGCUGUGGCUUGAUGGAGAUCUCUACCAUGGAAGAAGUCAUUCUUGUAAGACAUUUGGGAAUCACACUCUUUCUAAGAAAGAAGACUUCAUUAUACAAGACAUUGAAAUUUGGGGCUUUGAAUAAAUAUAAACUGCGAUUACAAAAGGUUGUCCCAAACCUGACAUGGAUCAGUGCAGCUCAAAAAGCCCUCGAAGCAAUAUAAUGCAGCUUUGUUGUUUGCAAUGCCUUUCAAAACUCUCUGCAUGGCCAUCUAAAUACCUUUACAUAAAACAGUGUGGGAGUGAGAGAUGUCGGUGUUAGAUUCUUUUCAUCAGCCUCUUCUAUUUGGUUAUAUUUGGUGAGAGGUGUAGCCCUCACAAAUCAUAAUUGAAUAUUUUAUCGAGGAGGCAGCUUUCAGUUGUCAUGUCUGUUUUUUCUUUCCACUCUUUCAAAGCCCUCUUGUAGUGCUCUGGGUCUGCCUCAUUGAGACACAGUCAAUAUCUAAAUUAAAUCAAACCCUAAUGCUGCAUGUCCCCAUAGGCCUAAAUAAGAGGAACAGAGAGUCAGGGUUCAUUGGCAAGUGACUGGUAUGGGCCAUUGGUAAGAGCAAUCAAACAGUGCCACUUAGUACACAAAUGUGUUCAUCCACAUUCAGCAGUGCCACUUCCUUUGUUCAUAUGUAGAGAGUUUGUCUGUUGCAUUUUACAGUUAAAACUUGGCUGCCCUAUUGAUUGUAUUGAAGUAUUUUGCACAUGCUGUUAAUGAUCUGCAGGCUUGAGACAAAAACCGGGCAAGGACAGAGCUACGUAGUGAAAAUGUAUAAAAUAGCAAUGGAAUGUCAGUUGAACAAAGCAAGCAUAAUGCAGUGGAUAACUUGUAGCUAUAGCAGGGCAUUAUAUGUACAGUACUAAGACUAUGAAACAGAUGCAUUUUCCCCCAAACAGCAUAAAGUGUCAGAUAUAUAUACUGUUUUAUAGUUCUUCUGUUGUAGCCUUGUAGCAUAUCCUCUCUGAAAAUUACUUCUAUCCAAAAGAGAAGAAUAAUACAAUUUUAGUGUUCUUUUUUCCCCUCUUUUGAGUGGAUAUAUGUUGUAAACUGCAGUUAGAACCAGCUCUGAUGCAAUGGAGUAAUGUACUCUAGGUAGACAUUGUAACUCAGUAGACUUGUUAUAUGCAAACUUACUGUUCUGUGACCUCAAGACAAAAAAAAAAGGCUAUAAUACAGUAAAUCAGUAGCUCUUGUCCACUUUUGUAAGAAAACUGAAAGCCAUUGUGGCAAUAAUCACUCUACAGUUUGUUUCAAAGCUUAUAUUCUAUGUAUGCAAAAAAAAAGAAAAAGAAAAAAUGCUGUUAAGUGUGACAGUGAAUAACUUUGUGCUGAAAUCUCAGCUAUUCCAGAUGAACAUUGUAUAUAUUAUCUUGUAAAUUAAUGUUUAAAAGUAGUUUUGUUAAUUUAGAGAGAAAAGUGUUGAUUGACGGGUUGCUUCUAGCACUUUAAAUUAUUCUAGAAAUGGAAUAAACAGCCAAAUCGUUUGUCUUAAAUAAUUAGCUAUAGUUGUAUAGUACGUCGCUAAUAUCCAGUUCUUUCAGGAGUUUGAAUACUUACCGAAAGGAUGCUUACUGCUGUGGUAAUGGGAAAGGGGCAGAUGUUCUAUAUCUCGCUAUACUACGUUCAUGCUCGAUCUAAAAAUAUAGGGCAUCGUUUUCCGUCUCAGUGUAUAGCUAUUUACUGUAUAGCUGUUAGAACUUAGUACAGUAUAUGUAGAUUCAAUGUUUACAAACAAAAACAAAUUGUAAAUAAAUUUAAAAUGGCUUUUUCUCCCCUUUGGUCUUCCACAGCAGUAUUAUUGUCUUUGUGGGCUUAAGACUAACUAUAAACAAUCCUGUAAUGGAUUUUAAGUACUAUAAGGUCAUAGUGAUAUAUAGCAAAUAAAUCUAAAUACAUGGAACAUCAAA